Messenger RNA from Drosophila takahashii, 1425 nucleotides. RefSeq names its product probable metabolite transport protein CsbC. Gene Ontology annotation, biological process: transmembrane transport. NCBI's taxonomy places the organism in Eukaryota, Metazoa, Arthropoda, Insecta, Diptera, Drosophilidae. The record is from RefSeq and is a predicted model, not a curated record. Gene Ontology annotation, cellular component: membrane. Gene Ontology annotation, molecular function: transmembrane transporter activity.
AUGUCGAUGGCCAAGAAGUCUGAGCCGCCGCCCCAGGACUCGCUUGCCACGGCCCCAAAGGCCACCUUUCUUCGUUUGGGCCACAAGAACCACUCGCAGUGGAAUGCCCUCGGUUCGGCCUCCUUUAUCCUGAUCUCCGGCGGCAUGAGUUUGGCCUGGGGUGCCGGAUUCGCCGUCCAUUCCGCCCACAGGGAGCAACUCCUGCUCACCGUGCACAUGCAAGUCGCCUGGUAUGCCACUGCCAUCUUGGGAGCUCUUUUUGGGGCAUUCUACACCCACCGACUGCCACAGCAACCCAUCUAUAUUUUUGGCUCCUGUUUAGUAAUAGCCUCCGGAAUAUUAUUCCUAGCUUGGCCGCAGAGUCCUGGCGCCAUUAUAGCCGCCCGAUAUCUGGACGGAUUGGCCAAUGGUCUGGUGUUUGUGCCCGCCCUGAGUACCGUGGGUGAGAUUGCGGUGACCGAGAUCCGAGGACUUCUGGCAGCCACUGUGGAGCAGCUGAGCUCGAACACUGGUAUCCUGAUGCAGCUAAUCUACACGGCUGUGUGGCAGGUGGACUGGAACGUGGUCAUUGUGGCGGACCAGGUGCACGGAGUGCUCUCCAUAAUCUACGGGGUGAUAGCCCUGGCCCUGUCCCUCACCCUUUGUGUGGAGUCACCGGUGCACCUGCUGAUGCGAUCCAACGAGCAGAGGGCAGUGGUUGCCCUGAGGCACCUGCAACGACCCUACAUGGUGACCAGUGAAACGCUGCUGAGACUCGAUGAACAUAAGCUGUAUGUGGCCGCCAAUCGGGAGAUGUGUUCGGGGUUGAGCCUUCAGAAGGGGUUUCCAUCGCUCGUUAAGCUGCUGGCCCUCCGACUGCUGGGCAUCAUGUGCCUGAACUUCAUCAUCUGCAGUGCUCUCUACGAGACGGCCAGCCAGCUGGUGAGCAGCUUUCACGCCUGGCCCUACGUGGUCUUCGGAGUUCUGCGCUGGAGCGGCUGCUUCUUUGUGGUGCUCCUGAUGGACACCACGGGCCGCAAGAAACCCACCCUCUUCGGCAUCUUCUCCACCGGAGCCUUUGCCAUCGCCUUUGCCAAUCUGUUUGGCAGAACUCCCCACAUGAUCACCGCCCUGGUGAUGCUCUUCAGUUUGCAGUUCUUCGCGGGACUGGGACAAUGCGCCUCGGCGGUCUACCUCACGGAAGCCUUUCCUCUGGGACUGAAACCACACUUGGUCGCCGUGGUUUACUUAGUGGAACUUAUCACACGACUGCUCCUCUGCAGCUUUACACCAUCGAUCGCCGGGAUUACCGCCUACUUUCAUGUCCUGGGCACUCUGUCGAUGGUGUUCUUCCUCCUGGGAAUCUUCUGUCUUCCAGAAACUAAGCUGGUCACCUUGGCAGAGGCACAAAUUAAGUUUUCCAAGUGGUUCAACAAGGACUUUUAA